AUGUAUAUCCGAGGCCUCGGAGGCCUGGGAGUGUCGCUGGCCGCUGGCUAUGCGGCGCUUCUGGUAGCCUUGACACCAUCAGCCUUUGCGAAUGUCAUCGGCAUCGACCUUGGGGUGGACUUCAUGAAGGUCGCCCUGGUGGCACGAGGGAAACCAUUGGAGAUCGUGACUAACGCGGCCUCCAAACGUAAGACAGAGAUGGCCGUCAACUUCGACCGCGGGGAGAGAAACUUCGGCUCCGACGCGUAUGCUCUCGUGUCCCGCAAGCCCAAGCAGACGUAUACCAAGAUGACCACUAUGCUCGGACGAGAUCUGGAACACCCAUCCCUCGCGCCCAUCUUGUCGAGGCUGCCUAAUGACGUGAGCUUCAAGGCAGACGAGGGAGGAGUGGUGCUCAGCCUUAACGACAAUGGGGCGGAAGCUGAAUACAGUGCCGUGGAGCUCGUAGCUAUGAUCCUUAGCAGUGCACAGGAAAUGACUGGCAUGUUUGGCUACAGCGUGAAAGACGCGGUCAUCACGGUGCCGGAGUUCGCCACGGCGCACGAACGCCGCGCUCUCUUGGACGCCGCGGAUGUGGCCGGCCUUACGGUGCUGUCGCUCAUGGAUGAGAACACCGCGGCAGCUCUGCAGCACGCCAUUUCACAGACGUACGAGGAGGACACCAACGUGAUGUUCUACAACAUGGGUGCCAACUCCAUCCAGGUCACGAUUGUCACCUUUGGGCCCAAGAAGAUCAAGGACAGGAACGUGGGCAAGCUGAUAGUGAGAGGAAAGGGCUGGGACGCUACCGUCGGGGGGUGGUGGUUCGACCUCAAGCUUACCGAUGUGUUUGCCGAGGGUUUCAACGCGAAGUGGGGCAAGGGCGACGUCCGGGAGUUCCCCCGACCGAUGGGCAAGAUGAUCACCCAGGCCACGAAAGUCAAGAAGGUCCUUUCGGCCAACGCCGAGAUCCCCGUGAACCUCAACUCCCUCCACGAUGACGUGGACUACUCUUCGACCGUGACGAGAACGUCCUUCGAGGCCGCCAGCAAGGACCUGUUCGAGAGGGUCACCGGACCUAUCGAUCGAGCUCUCGAGCAAGCGGGCAUGAAGCUGAGCGACAUCCAAGAGGUGGAGAUCAUCGGCGGCGGUUCGCGGAUCCCCAAGGUGCGAGAAACGCUGUCGAGAUAUUUGUCGAUCGGAGUCGACCAGCCGCUUGCGCUUGGAGCCCACCUCAACGGCGACGAAUCCCCCUGCCUGGGUGCUGCAUUCCGCGGCGCCAACCAGAGUCGUGCUUUCGACGUUCGCAAGGUUGGGAUGACGGACGUAACUCCCUGGGCUGUAGACUUGAGCUUUGCUGACUUGGAUGAGUCGAAGGGCUUCAAGGGCGUCUUGGGAGGGCUGUUCGGAGGGGGCAAGAAGGACGGGAAGGACGCCGCACCUACGCUCAAGACUGCGGGGGAGGUUUUCAAGGAAGUGCCGCUGUACGGCGAGAACACGCCUCUUCCUCUCAAGAAGACGCUAAGCAUUACUCGCUCCGAAAAUUUCGAGGUUAACGUAACGUACGCUGCACCGGCAGACGGAGGCAACACACAACUGCCCGAAGGAACUCAGGAAAUGAUCGCCUCGUACCAGGUCACGGGUGUUGCAGACUUCGCCAAGAAGAUGGAGGAAGAGGGACGCGGAGCACCCAAGGUUGCGCUGCGGUUCACCUCUGGUACCGCUGGCGUCCCCGAGCUGGCAUCCGCAGAAGCCUUCGUUGAAUUCGAGAAGAACGUGACUUACACCGAAGACGUGGUAGUUGAUGACGAGGAGGACACGGAGACGGAGAAAGAGGGAGGGGACGGCGAAACGGCAGUGCCUGUCGCCGAGCAGGGGGACGACAGCAAGAACGAAGGCGACGCUGAUGCCGAUUCUGGCGCGGACGCAGCGGCAACCGAUUCCGCCGACACCGAGGUAGAAGGAGCAACCGCUGCAGACCCGGCAACAGGAACGGAAGAAAAUGAGGACAAGGCGGAAGGGGAGGGGGACGCAGGGGAUGCUAAGGAUGGCAAGGACAAGAAGGAGAAGUCGAAGAAGAAGAAGAAGAAGAAGAAGACCAUCAAGGUUAACAAGACCAAGAUUGUGACCGAUCGCAAGAAGGCCAAGCUCGACGUUGUGCCCCACUUCACGUACAUGCAAAUUCACCCCCUCACUGAGGAAGGGACGGUGGCCUCCAAGGCCAAGCUGUCUGCGCUUAGAGCCGCGGACGACGUCAGGCGGGAAACCGCUCAUGCGAAGAACGAUUUGGAGUCCUACAUCCUCAAGGUUCGUGCAGCCCUGCGAGACUUCGACGCCAACCUUGAGGUCGUUAGCACGGAGCAACAAAGGGAGGAGGCGAUAGUUUUGGCCACGGAACAGGAGGAUUGGUUGUACGACGACGGUUGGGACAUGGACGCCACCACCUACCGGAAGAAGCGGGGGGAGUUGGCAGAGCUUGCCGAAGCCAUCUUCUUGCGAUCUUCUGAGCUCGUGGCAAGACCCGCAGAACUGGCGCGAGGAAGAGAGUUCACGGCAAAGGUGAGGGAAUCUGUGGAGAAAUGGGAGAAGACCAAACCCCACAUUACAGAGCAGGAGCGGACGGAUGUGAUGGAGAAAAUCGACAGCGCGGAAAAGUGGAUGUCAGACAAGGAGGCAGAGCAAGCCGCUCACCCACCUCACGAGACGCCAGUGUUCAAGUCAGCUGAGGUAGAACCAGCGCUGAAGGCACUUAAAAACCUUGUCACCAAGCUCUCCAAGAAGCCCGCCCCAAAGAAGGAGAAGCCAGCGAAAGCUGACAACUCCACAGAGGAGGCGGCGACAAAUGGGGAUGGGGGUGAAGAAUCCCCGGAAGGGAAGGGGGAGGAGGGCGUAGUAGGAGAGGGCGAGGAGGAGGGGGCAGAAGAGGGUACUGCAGCGGACGCAGAGGCAGACCCGUUGCGUGAGGAGGAGCUAUGAGCAGUUUUGAAAAUUGAGUUGCGUGUGUGAAGCUCGAAGAAGUUGGUCGACAAGGACUAGAACUAUCGAGUCGGUCAGUAGCUUUUCAGUCGCGCAUGCACACGUGUGCAUUUUUGUGUAUGUUUGAUUGUUCUUUUGUGGCUGAGUUUGGAAAUUGCACUUGAGUCGUGUGCUGUUUGUCUCCGUUUUCUUUCUUUCGUGUGAUGCUGGUGUGGUCUACUAGCGAAUCUGGCAUGAGCUUUUGGUCUGCCUGAUUCACCGCAGUCAGGAUCACUGUUGAUCUGUUGAUUGUCCCGUGUGCGUGUGGUUGAGAAUGAGGUGUGUGCACACGCGCUGCCACGGUUACCACCCAACUACCCGGUGGUUUCGCGUCCCACACAACAACUACCCUUCCAUCAGAUGUAUUGACUGGCUACGUGUUUUUUAAAAGAAUGCAAGCGGCGUAGAAAUGACAUCGAGGCGGUCGUCCUUCCUCC
This is a messenger RNA of Ectocarpus siliculosus, 3431 nucleotides long. The record is from the annotation of a GenBank genome assembly. NCBI's taxonomy places the organism in Eukaryota, Phaeophyceae, Ectocarpales, Ectocarpaceae.